Messenger RNA from Nicotiana tabacum (common tobacco), 1233 nucleotides. The record is from RefSeq and is a predicted model, not a curated record. Lineage: Eukaryota; Viridiplantae; Streptophyta; Magnoliopsida; Solanales; Solanaceae.
AUGGUGAAAGAUUGUUUAGAUUACGCUCAAAGGUGUAAAGCUUGCCAAUUCCAUGCUAACUUCAUACAUCAACCACCUGAAGUAUUAAACCCAACUGUUGCUUCUUGGCUAUUUGAAGCUUGGGGUUGGGAUGUUGUUGGUCCAUUUCCAAAGUCUUCCAAUGGACAUCUAUAUAUUUUGGCCGCAACUGAUUACUUCUCGAAGUGGGUUGAAGCUCAAUGCAAUUCCUCCAUGUAUUAUGAUGCUGCCAAUGGACUUGCUGAAGCAUUUAACAAGACACUCUACAACUUGUUGAAAAAAGUUGUUUCUAAAUCUAAGAGAGAUUGGCAUGAGAGAAUGGAAGAAGCUCUUUGGGCAUAUAGGAACACAUAUCGCACACUAACGCAAGCGACUCCUUAUUCGCUUAUUUAUGGAGUUGAAGCAGUACUUCCACUUGAGCGUCAAAUCUCAUCGUUACGGCUUGCCAAUCAAGAAGGACUCACUGAUGAAGAAAAUGCUCGGUUACGCCUUGAAGAAUUGGAAGCUCUUGAUGAAAAGAAGCUAGAAGCUCAACAAAGCCUUGAAUGUUAUCAAGCUCGCCUGUCUCGAUCUUUUAACAAAAGGGUACGCCUUAGAUCUUUCCAAGUGGGUGACCAAGUUCUUGUGGUCAAAAGGCCUAUUAUUACCUAUCAUCGAUCUGGGGGCAAAUUCUCUGCUAAUUGGGAUGGACCAUAUAUCGUACAAGAGGUAUACUCAAGUGGCGCUUACAAGAUAGUUGACUUGGAAGGUGAUAAGGAAGACAGAAACAGCACCAGCGAGACAUGUCAAUUACUUGGAAAAUUACUGAUAUCAUGGAAUAGUAAGAAACAAGGAUUAGUUGCACUAUCCACAAUGGAGGAUGAAUAUAUCGCAAUUGGACAAUAUUGUGCACAGGAUUUCUUCGUUGCUCUGAAAGACAAGCCCAUUGCUCAUGGCAGAGUAGUCGACCUUGAUGACAUGGAAGCCCUCAAUUUUAAGAAUACUUGGCCUGAUAACUUUGAAAUUUCCUUUGAUCAAGAAAAACAUUGUAUUGCUGAGUGUCCAUUUGAUUUCCUCCCUAACCAGUUAGGUCCCAAUGAUGUUAGCUUUGAAACCCGAGUUAUUGUUGCAACCACUCUUCUUCCUCGCACUGGAUCAUUCUCCACCUUCUCUCAACGAGAUACCUUUCUUGUUUACUGUCUUGUGACCAAACUCAAGAUUAAGUUAUCCUAUUAG